ACAGAAUAUUUACAACAGGAAGGCGGAGGUUUGGGUGCGGAGGUCGUCAGUACGAGUCAGGAUGACGCGGUGCGAGUCAAGAGACAAGCAACCAGCUCUUCCGGGCUGUUCGACCGCUGCGCUCAAGGUCCCCCUGGGCGAGACGGACGGGAUGGGUCUGCCGGACAGCCUGGACAGGACGGACAGCCCGGGACGGUGGGACAACCCGGGACGGCGGGACAGCCCGGGACGGACGGACAGCCCGGGACGGACGGACAGCCCGGGACGGACGGACAGCCC
Molecule: messenger RNA, 279 nt
Organism: Branchiostoma belcheri (Belcher's lancelet)
Lineage: Eukaryota; Metazoa; Chordata; Leptocardii; Amphioxiformes; Branchiostomatidae
Product: putative cuticle collagen 91
Exons: 2
Source: RefSeq, a predicted model, not a curated record